Molecule: messenger RNA, 3792 nt
Organism: Limulus polyphemus (Atlantic horseshoe crab)
Lineage: Eukaryota; Metazoa; Arthropoda; Merostomata; Xiphosura; Limulidae
Product: fat-like cadherin-related tumor suppressor homolog
Exons: 5
Coding region: 1-3792 (1263 amino acids)
Biological process (GO): homophilic cell-cell adhesion
Cellular component (GO): plasma membrane
Molecular function (GO): calcium ion binding
Source: RefSeq, a predicted model, not a curated record
AUGGGAUUAUUUAUUUCCGAUCCACUAUUAACUGUUAGUUACAAGAUUAUAGGUGGCAAUGAAAAAAAUGUUUUUAAAGCAGAGGAAGUUCGUGUUGGGAACUUUUGGUUUCUGCGUAUUAGAACCAGAACUGACAGCGACGUUCUUAACAGAGAAAGCAUUGAUCACUAUGUUUUGAAAGUAAAAGCAGUAAUUAGAAUAAAAGAAAAUUCUAGAAAAUUUAAAAGGAAAACUAAAACUGAAGUGCAUGUUAAAAUACUGGAUAAAAACGACCUAAAUCCGUUAUUCCCCCCUGACGGUGAUGUGUAUCAUGUGACAGUGUCCGAGAACACCUCGCUAUACCAGACCAUUGCUAAAGUUAGUGUUUAUGAUUCAGACAUUGGUGUUAAUGGAGAGGUUUAUUUUAGUUUCAAGAAUCCCACCUUUCAGUUUGCAAUUCACCCUACCAUGGGCACUGUGUAUUUAACUCGUCCUUUAAACUACGAGAAGAAAAGUGAAUAUGAAUUGACCAUUGUUACUCAGGACCGGGGACCCAAACCACGCACUGGACGAAUAAUUGGAGUCAGCAUAGCUGCUCUAAAGGUUUCCGUAACUCCAUCAAAUUAUUAUGCUCCGAAAAUCUUCAUAAGAUACUUUUCUACCGUAGCGGAAAAUCACAUUCCUAACAUUUACGCCGUUAUUCGAGUUAGCGACGCUGAUAGUGGUAAUAAUGGGGAGAUUCAUAGGUUGGAAAUUUCUGGUGGAGAUCCUUACGGAUAUUUUCGAGUCACUAGCGGAGACACACCGAAUGAUUUUUACAUUCAGAGUUCUAGGCCGUUUGACCGAACAAGGGACCUUACUUUUUUCAAUCUGACUUUGAAAGCUACCGACAAAGGGAUUCCACCAAAGACGUCUACAGAAGUAAUUUCUGUUAAGGUAACUGAUGUCAAUGAUUAUCCUCCUGUGUUUGAAAAGACUAGCUACUAUGUAGAAGUAGAAGAGGUAUCUCCAGUAAACACGCCAAUUCUGACUGUUAAAGCUAACAGCCGAGUCAAGGCAGCCAGAAUUAAAUACACCAUCGACAGUGGUAAUGUAAAGGAAACGUUUCAUAUCAAUCCAAUAACAGGACAGAUUGCAACUGCCAAGCCUUUAGAUCGUGAAAAAAAAUCCAAGUACACUCUUUUCAUUAGUGUUGUUGAACAGGGAACUAAAUAUAACAGAAAGAAGGGAACCGCCACCGUAGCCAUCAGAGUGUUAGACAGCAAUGAUAACAAUCCUGUGUUCAAUUCUUCUUCAGUUGUGACCGUCCACUUUGAUGAAAACAGACCUAUUGGAAGUGUUGUAUACACUGUUAAUGCAUUAGACUUGGACGAUGGAGAUAACGGUUAUGUUUCUUAUAGUUUAGCGAACGUUAACCCUGUUCCAUUCAAUAUAGAUCAUUUUUCUGGACAAAUUAAGACUUCAGAUGUGCUGGAUUAUGAAACAAUGAGGAGGGAAUACUUGUUGAAGGUUCGUGCGUCGGACUGGGGCUCGCCAAUUUCACGCGAAUCCGAAAUUUCCGUGAGAGUCCGUUUGAGAGAUGUGAAUGACCAUAGACCUCAGUUUGAAAAAGUUGAUUGCGAAGGAUACGUAUUUCGACAAGCUGCGGUAGGAACAGAAAUUCUAACAUUGUCAGCUCUAGAUUUCGAUGCCGGCAGCAUCGUUAGUUAUCGUAUGGUACAUCCAGACGACGCCUUCUGUUUCCAGUUGAAUACUAUUACUGGGGUCCUAGCUUUAACCUGUGAUUUGACACAGCAGAAUUUUCGAGAGAAGUACGUUAAUGUUUCGGCCACAGAUGGCCAGCAUUUUGCUGACAUCAUGUCUAUACGCAUUAAAAUUUUAAGUGAAGCUCACAGUCGUUCAAUGGGAGACAUUAGAAACCGAAAGCCAAAUAAUAAAGAUGCGCUUGUAGAGUGUCGAGACAUGGGUGUUAUCGAUAGAAUGAAAGAACAAAUGGAAUUAGGAAAGAAUAAUAAUAAUCAAGAGACUGAACAUGAUGUCACAGAACCCACGCUUGCCAGUUAUGUAGAGAAUAUCCACGCUCCACAAUUUUUGAGGGAGCUGCCCAAUCAGAUAGAAGUAAGUGAGGGUGUACUUUUGGGUACCACUGUUUUGACACUAGUGGCAGAAGACAGUGACCAUGGAUACAACGGGAAGUUAGUUUAUGUUAUUUCAAAUGGAAAUGAAGAUGGUUGUUUUAAAAUUGACAUGUAUUCCGGAAAUAUUGUAGUCAUGGGGGACAUUGACAGAGAAAGGAAGUCUAAAUACGUAUUAAACAUUUCAGUUUUCGAUCUCGGUCAGCCCCCAAAGUCAGCUUCUAGGACACUAAUUAUUUAUGUCAAAGACAUUAAUGAUAAUGCUCCCAUGUUUGAGAAGACUUCGUAUGACUUUCAUAUUAAGGAGGAUUCCAAAAUCGGAACGAGCAUUGUUUGGCUUCGUGCCUCAGACAUGGACAGAGGCCUUAAUGCACAACUUCACUUUUCAUUAAUCACAGAUACUCGCGACUUUCAUGUUGACGGAGUUAGCGGACUCCUAACUAUAAAUAGAACACUUGAUCGAGAAAAGAUUGACCACUAUCGUCUUAAAAUACGCGUGUGCGACACAGGAAUUACCCAACCUCUCUCAUCUACUACUUUGGUUAACAUUUGGGUUUUGGAUGUGAAUGACAAUCGGCCAAAGUUUAGUCGGCGCCAUUAUCAAACCAAGAUCAGAGAAGACCAGCCAUUGUGGUCUGUGAUUAUGAUUCUCUCUGCCCAUGAUCCUGAUCUGGAUAUGGAAGGGAAAGUGCAUUACGAACUGAAGGGCAACGUCACUAACACAUUUCAAAUUGACCCAGAAAUGGGCGUGGUCAGAUUGGCAGGUAAACUUGAUUUCGAAAGUCGACCAGUUUUUAACUUAACUGUUGUUGCACGUGACGAAGGAGAUCCUCCUCUGUACUCGAGCACUUCUUUGCUUGUGGAAGUACAAGACGUGAACGAAAACGAACACGCACCCAAGUUUCCAAGUUUUGCGGAAGAAGGGAAAGUACUAGAGAACCAACCAAAGGGUACCUUUGUGAUACAGCUGAACGCUCGUGACGAAGAUCCAGGAGGCUUAAAUAGCAAAGUGACAUACUUCAUCAAUGGAGAUGAUGGGAUGGGCAUGUUCUCAAUCGACGAUCAAGGUAUCAUAAGAACUACGACCCCACUUGACUAUGAAAGCACCUCGAGCUACUGGCUGUGCGUCUAUGCUAGAGACUGGGGAACGGUGCCUUUGUAUGAUCGAGUUGACGUAUUCAUUGAGGUUUUAAAUGAGAACGAUAACACUCCUCUGACUGUAGAGCCUGCUUACUUCACUACAGUGGUGGAGAACGCUGAGCUCGGAACAUCAGUGGUCAAGCUAGACGCAUUUGACCAAGACUCCCCAAAUGCCGAGGGUAUACAUUACGAAAUCGUCAGUGGUGAUUCCCAAGGAUUUUUCAUCAUUAACGAAAAUACAGGCCUAAUCAGAACGACCGCACGUCGCUUAGACCGGGAGAUGCAAUCGGAGCACGUGCUUGAGAUGAAUUCAAGUUCGAAUAGUUCAGCAACAAUCAAAGACAACUUUUUGGACAGUGGAGAUAAAACUGAUACCAUAGUCAAUUUACAGCAUCUACAGUCAAGCACUGUGGAGGAUCGUCAGUUCUUAGAAUUAUUAGCUGCAGGUCAGUUGUGGGGUGAUGGGGUAAAUAUGGAAGCUAAAGUAGCACUCUAUGGUGGUGGACAAAAUGUACGUCUAAACUUAAAAGACGAAUGA